ACCCUCUUAAUUACAAUUAAGACCGCGCAGGAUUUACUUCUUAAAACUGUCUUCGUGCGAGAGAGGGAGGGGGAGGAGUAAGAAACGAGCCAGAAAGAGAUGGAACGUGGAGGCUUCCAUGGCUACCGCAAGCUCCCCAACAACACUACUUCCGGACUGAAGGUACCAGAGAUGAACAUGAGAAUGGCUGAAGUCAACCAUACAAACAACCACUCAAACUCUGAUGACAAUGAGUGCACUGUGAGAGAACAAGACCGCUUCAUGCCAAUUGCAAACGUUAUCAGGAUCAUGCGCAAGAUCCUCCCCCCACACGCCAAAAUCUCUGACGACGCCAAGGAAACAAUCCAAGAAUGUGUGUCCGAGUACAUCAGCUUCAUCACUGGCGAAGCCAAUGAGCGCUGCCAACGUGAGCAGCGCAAGACUAUCACUGCUGAGGAUGUGCUUUGGGCGAUGAGCAAGCUAGGCUUCGAUGACUACAUCGAACCUCUGACAGUAUACCUUCACCGCUACCGCGAGCUGGAGGGUGAACGUGGUUCGAUCAGAGGUGAGCCACUGGGGAAGAGAGCAGUUGAUUAUGGAGCUUUGAGUGUUGCUGCUUUUGCACCGGCGUUCCACAUGGGGCAUCACCAUGGGUUCUUUGGGGGUGGAGGAGCCAUGGGAGGAUAUCUCAAGGAUGCAUCCAAUGCAGGGUCAUCACAGGCUGCAGUGGCAAACGGCGAACCAUUCGGGCACCAUAAAUGAGGCAGCAAAGGGCGAGGAAAGCUUGCAGCUGGCUGGGCUAGCUAACCAUGUCACUAACUCACUCAAGUUUUAUAAAAUUUAAGAUGUUUUAAUGCUUUUCACUAGAACAUGAUGAUCCGUAUGCUCUUUUAAAACAUUUCUAGUAAUUCUUAGCCUUAUUACCAUCUAA
Messenger RNA from Theobroma cacao (cacao), 910 nucleotides. It is a transcript of the gene NF-YB6, whose product is annotated as nuclear factor Y, subunit B6. Gene Ontology annotation, molecular function: RNA polymerase II cis-regulatory region sequence-specific DNA binding; protein heterodimerization activity; DNA-binding transcription activator activity, RNA polymerase II-specific. The record is from RefSeq and is a predicted model, not a curated record. Gene Ontology annotation, cellular component: CCAAT-binding factor complex; nucleus. Lineage: Eukaryota; Viridiplantae; Streptophyta; Magnoliopsida; Malvales; Malvaceae. Gene Ontology annotation, biological process: regulation of transcription by RNA polymerase II.